UAACGCUUGCACAGGAGCACAAGAGUCUCAACAUGAAGAGCAUUACGAGUACAGUACUACUUGCAAACUCGUUAUGGAAUUGCUUAGUGCCAGUGGAUGAACCAUAAUGUAAGUCACCUUAACCUGCGCGACUGAAAAAAAAAAAUGCGUAUGAGAAACAGUCCGGGAGAUACGCGUAUUUGAGACUGAAAAGAAAAUCCCUGCCAGCUGACGUUGAAGGAUUUAUCGGUUUAGACGAAAUUGCUUUCCCACUGUGGAGAUUAAAUACCGUGGGGUAGUUUUUCUGGGGGGCGUAUAACUGCACAUUGUUACAACGCUGAAGCAAGCGAUAAUGUGACUGGGAGGAGAAGAUUUGUUUUUUUAACGUCGACUGCUGGGGAACUGAACUUUCGGAUUUCCGUGCCUGGGUCCGACUCUGGGCUGUGUGCGCCAUGCAGGUUGAUAUUUUGCUGUUGCUUUGCCUCUGGAUGCUGGGGGCUGCUGGGAGAUUUGCUCGGCAAAGCAGCCAGGCAUUUGAAAUAUACAAGAAAAGCAGGAGGGAACCCUCCAGAGUUCACAUCACAUUUUCAAAGAGGCCCUGGAGGACAGCAGCAGCACGCAAACUGACCAGGGGCCACAGGGCAAAGAGAGAAGCCCCCAGACAGGAAGGAGAGACCCACAAGCCUGGCAGCCCCAUCCUGAAAAGAAGUCCGGAUAUCACCAAAGCACCACUGACCAAAUCUGAACAGCUUCUAAGAAUAGACGACCAUGACUUUACAAUGAGACCAGGAUUUGGAGGUGAGGCACUUAUCCAGAUUUCUUCUCUUGAAACAUCCUCCCAGCUGGGUCUUGAUUUCACGAUGACCUUGUACUUGAGACACUACUGGAAAGACGAGCGAUUAGCCUUUCCGAGCACCAACAACCAGAGCAUGACCUUUGAUGGGAGACUGGUGAAGAAGAUCUGGGUCCCAGACAUGUUCUUUGUUCAUUCCAAGAGGUCCUUCAUCCACGACACAACCACCGACAAUGUUAUGUUGAGAGUUUACCCAGAUGGAAAGGUCCUUUAUAGCUUAAGGGUGACAGUCACGGCCAUGUGCAACAUGGACCUGAGUCGUUUCCCACUGGACACUCAAACCUGUUCCUUAGAGAUCGAGAGCUAUGCCUACACUGAUGAUGAUCUGAUGCUGUACUGGAAGAAAGGGAAUGACUCGCUCAAAACUGAUGACAGGAUAUCGCUGUCCCAGUUUCUCAUUCAGAAGUUCCACACAACCACAAAGCUGGCAUUUUACAGCAGCACAGGCUGGUAUAACAGGCUGUACAUCAACUUCACUCUGCGGCGCCACAUCUUCUUCUUCCUGCUCCAGACCUACUUCCCGGCCACUCUGAUGGUCAUGCUGUCCUGGGUGUCCUUCUGGAUCGACCGCAGGGCCGUACCAGCUCGAGUCCCUUUGGGUAUCACCACGGUGCUCACCAUGUCCACCAUCAUCACCGGAGUCAACGCCUCCAUGCCCAGGGUCUCCUACAUCAAGGCGGUGGACAUCUACCUCUGGGUCAGCUUCGUCUUCGUGUUCCUGUCGGUGCUGGAGUACGCCGCCGUCAACUACCUGACCACCGUGCAGGAGAGGAAGGAGAGAAAGAUACGAGACAGGCUCCCCUGCACCUGCGGCCUGGCACAUCCCCGGCAGCUGAUCAUGGGAACCAGCUACAGCGACGUCGACGUCAACACCACUGGGACCUACGGCGUGCCCGAGAACGGGGAAAAGCAGGAGAGGAUCUUAGUGCACCUGGCGCUGGGGGAUGAUCGGACGACGAGUAGAAGGAAGAACUCAAGAAGUUACGUGAGCAUGUGGAUCGACACGCACGCCAUCGACAAGUACUCCCGCAUCAUCUUUCCUGGUGCCUACAUCCUCUUCAACAUCAUCUACUGGUCCAUCUACUCUUAGUCCUGCAGUCCCAUUGCUCGGAAACGACUGCAGAUCAAUUGGUUUCUAACUCAAGUGGCGAUGCAAUAAUUCUUACUUUUUUAGUACCAUUGUCUACCGAGUUUAAAAUCGGCUUCUAGCAAGAACACUUCAGGUUUUUAAAUCGUGUUGAAACUUUGAAAGUUGAAAUGCAGUCCAGAUAUAAAAUGUCAGAUAUACACGGCUGUACUCUAAGGAGGAGGCAUUGGGGGAGAUUUAGACCAAUGGACGUGAACGUGGGAAAGCAUCACUAUCGAAUUGGCCGUCUACCCUACAGUUCGCACUGCCGCAGGAAGUGUGCAGGUUUUCAAUAGCUCCUAAACAAAAUGGCAAGUGUAGAACGCGUAGUGGAAUGUAAAAAUUUCAAUUCGCCAUAUAGGUGUCACAGAAACCUUUGACAAUGAGCCAAAAAAGAAGAAACAACUAGAUAAUGCGUUUUCUCUGGAGCAUAUCCACGCAAUCACUAGUGUUAAAGAAACAUAGUCGUGGCUAGUUGAAAAUACAGUGUAAAACUUUUUCCCACCAUUUCUCACUUAAAAUUAUAACUUUUUCCCACAGUUUCUCAGUCCUAAUGUAGAAUAAACGCACAAACAACACAGAACAGCAUUUUUAUCUUUAUUUUUAUCAUUUCCCCCACAGCUUUUUAUCUUUAGCAAUGCAAAAACCCGAGAGGUGUACUUUUGACAUUGAAAUUCAUGCUAUAAACUAUAACUGUAACCUCUCAGGGCUACAAUGAAAGGUCUUCAGGGCCACCUGUUUGUGACCCCUGCCUUAUAGGAAGGAUACGGUGAAAGGAAACCCUGUUCAGACUCCUAUACAGUACACGGAGCACCAAAACAAACUUAGAACAUCCACAAAUUCACAUUAGGAAAAUUACAUUUCUUUCUGUAAAAAGCACCACUGACAUUUUUAUUAAUCACAUAAAUUCAUUAUGCCAAAAAGAAAUUGUCCUGGUCUGCUGUGAAAGUCAUGGAAGCACUAUAAGCUGCACAACUGCGACACGUGCUUUGCACUGGGUCUCAUUCCUCAUAGACCCUGAACCUGUACUGUCUGUGCCUGUUCACUGGUCUCUGAGCCCCAGAUGCCGCAGGUCGGGGCUGCUCAUACCCCAGAUUUCCAGUGGGGCUCAGGUCUCAUUGCCAUGUCAUAAGAAAGCUAUUGUAUUGCUGCUGGAAUCCAGUCAUGUCACAAUGCCUCAGGAGAAAGUCAAGAAAUAGAGCAGUAAGACCACUGCUCUUCCCAGUUUAUAUCAGUGACAUACUGACGGUGCAAAGGUGAGGUGAUUUAAUACGCAAGGCAAAAAGGUCACAGUCAGUAAUAAACAAUCAAUUCAUCCAAAUGAUACCAGAAAGCUUUUCAUCAAUAUCCACAAUACAUAGAGUAUAAUUCAUUUUUUUCUGAAUUCAUUGCACAUUUAUUUCUAUCAAUCCAUUUCCUAAUGACUUAAACAAUUCUGGGGCGCAGGGGAGCCACAGCCAAUCUCUGCAAGCCAAGGGCACAAGGUGGGGUACACCCUGUAGGGGCUGCCAGUCCAUCACACACACCCUCACACCAGGUCCCGUUUCCCCAGAUGCUUAUGGACCUUCCAGCACGCCUGUGAGAGAGGAAACCCGCGCGAACACGGGGAGAAUAUACAAGCUCCACGCACACAGCGCCCCAAAUCUGGAACUGAACCCAGGGCCUCAGAGCUGGAGCUCUGCAAUGAUCACGACUGUGGAGCUGUGCCCCUCACAUUUACUUCAUUGUGCUUAUCUUUCAUUAAAAGAAGUGACGAUCUGAUGGCUCAGUAUAUAUAAAUCCCUCCAAUUCAUCAGUGUCACUGGCUUGAGAAGACAGCUCUGUGAUGAAAACGUUUCUCCAGAUGCUGACCAUAUAUCAUUGAAAAUGUUUAGGAGACCACAAGGAAAUUGUACAUUUUUAGAUACUUAGGCUGCGUUAAUACCUGAUUGUAGUAUUUGUGGAAACUGACACUCAGGACUACAAGUCACAUUCUGUAGUUACAGGUUCGGCAUUUUACUACUGAUGUUAUUGUUCCCUGAAAAAUGCAAUGUCUGUGUUUUUACACUGACAUUUUUAAAACCGCGUUAAACACUUUUGAACCUCCGAUGGUCCAAAGGCCACACUUUCCUUCUCCUUUCCCCAAAUCUUCCAUAUACUAACACACUUCAGGGAGGACCUAUUACAACAGUGAUUUUAUUUUUUUAGUGUGAGUUAUUGAACAGAUUAAUUUAUUUUACAUUUCCCAGCAAAGAUCACGUCUCAACUUGUGAACCUAGAAUGCCACAACUUUUAAGUUUCUCCUUUGUCAGCCUUUUCACCUCAGCUGCUCUGAAACAACAAGACAAGCGAGCCAGGCUGGUGACCCAAGUGUUUAUAAUCCGUGAAAGUAUGGCGGUUAACAGUCUUCGCAAUCAUUCGAAGUUUUUAAGUCCUGAACAUUUGCUAUUAAAAAGAGGAGUAGAGAUCGAUAUUACAACAGUUAAAAAAACUAAAUGUAGCAAACGAUGCCCUCUGGUGGUAGUAUGCUGUACAUAAUCGUUCAACAGAGGGCUUUAAAUUAGAUUUCCUUCAGCGUUUUGGUACCAUAGGUCCCGAAAACCUUUUGCUUUGAAUUUUGGAAAUUAAAUAGAUUUUUUAACAAUAAGGCAGAUUUUCUUUAUAUAUACAUAGACCAUUGAAAUACCUAAAUAAAAUCUUUUCAGAGGAAAUAAAGGCUCCACAUACUCCCCUAAAACGUUACAAGUGUAGAAGUGAGCAACUAAACCACAAUUUAUUUAAAAUACAAAUAUGUUGACAUUUUGAGUUACAUUUCUUUGUAAAUGAAUCUGAAAUGCAUUUAUAAUUGUAUAAUUCAUCCACUUUUUCUGACUAAAUAGCUGGCUUACAGCACUACCUGAAAUGAUUUGCGCAACUAUUAUGAUGCAUUUAUUGUCGACUUCAGUAUUUGAGCUUAGUGCUCAUACUAACUUGAGUUCUUGAAUGUCUUGCAUAGUAUUUUGUGUCUUUCAGUCUGAUAGUGCACAAAACAAACCAGGAACAUCUGAAACCUUUUUUUUUUUUUCGUGGACUUCAUGGAUGCUUCCAGAUAACAUAGUACUGUUCAAUUCUGUGCUUCGUUUUCAUUUAGAAGGAUAAAUACUGGGAAAACACUGUUGCAGUGCUCUGAAGAAUGGUCUUAAAUCUUUUGUAGGUUUGGAAAAUGUAUUGUAGUUAAACUGUCUUUAUCAUUCCUAAAAUCUAAGGCCGUAAGCAACAGACUGAUUAGCUUAGACUGCUAGAGAUACUAUCAGAGAUAGCAUUUGUCCUUAGAAGGAGGAGUCAGUGCAGUAGAGUGUUUUGUAGAUGCUCCUGGUAGCAUUUAAAACAUGUUUUAUCUGUCUUAUUUGUAAUCAUUUUAAUUAACUGAUUUGUAUAUACUACUUCACCAAUACGUUGAAUCUGGAAAAGCUUGAAGUGCUCAGCUGAAAUGAUCACUGUGUUGCAAACUGUCGUGCUGUAUGUGAACAUGCAGGUUUUUAUAUUUGUUUCCUUACCAGGGACCUCCAGGGUGUCUUGCUUUUAUAUUUGCUAUUGUUUUUAAAUAACGUUAACUUUUUCUUGUCACACUUUUUUAUUUUUAAGCCAGAUCAUGUUUGAGUUUUGGAAGAAUGGCAUGUUGUCUUUCUGCAAGAUUUCAGAUGUGACCCCCCGAAACCGUUAAUAAACUGACAACAAUUUUUCA
Messenger RNA from Lepisosteus oculatus (spotted gar), 5661 nucleotides. NCBI's taxonomy places the organism in Eukaryota, Metazoa, Chordata, Actinopteri, Semionotiformes, Lepisosteidae. The record is from RefSeq and is a predicted model, not a curated record.